AACACUUUAUCAAGUCAUACACCCUCAGUUUUUCGCUCUUCGUGUUAGAAUCCAACAUUCCUUUCCUUGUAAUCCGAUUGCCAAAAAUAUUCGGACCGUGACACUUUGCCUGUAAUAUUCAACAAUUAAUCCAUGGCAUCUUCGGCCAAAAUUCUAUUCCUUACUCUUUUCAUCUCCCUCCUUGGCUUUUCCCUAGCGGCAAGGCGGCUUGAUGAGUCGACUCAGCUGAUGACCUUCCAAUACCAUAAGGGACCCCUCCUUAAUGGCAAAAUUACAAUUAACCUCAUUUGGUACGGUAACUUCAAGCCCGCCCAACGUGCCAUCAUCUCGGACUUUAUCACUUCCCUUUCAUCCUCCCAAAGUAGUGAAGCCCAACCAUCUGUUGCCACGUGGUGGAAUUCCAUUGGAAAGUAUCACCUCCUCGCUAAUCCCAAGAAAUCCACCACCGCUCUCUCCCUCUCCGUAGGCAAACAAGUCAUAGAUGAGACAUACCCCCUUGGUAAGUCCCUAACCAACAAGCACCUUGUAGAGCUUGCCUCCAAAGGUGGUCAACAAGUCAACGCAGUCAACGUUGUGUUGACUGCAUCUGACGUUGUAGUUGACGGGUUCUGUAGAAGCCGGUGUGGAACCCAUGGGUCAUCCUCCAUUUCCAAAUUUACCUCUCAAAAGUUCACCUAUAUAUGGGUUGGUAAUCCUGAGACCCAGUGCCCGGGUCAAUGUGCUUGGCCCUUCCACCAGCCCAUCUACGGCCCACAAAGCCCACCUUUGGUUGCACCAAACAACGACGUGGGCCUCGAUGGGAUGGUGAUCAACUUGGCAUCCCUUUUGGCAGGGACUGUGACCAACCCGUACGGAAAUGGGUAUUUCCAAGGCCCGAAGGAUGCACCACUUGAGGCUGCAUCAGCCUGCCCAGGAGUCUACGGAAAGGGAGCGUACCCUGGUUAUGCCGGAAACCUUUUGGUUAACCCCACAACCGGUGCUAGCUAUAACGCCAACGGAGCUAACAAGAGGCAGUAUUUGCUCCCUGCUUUAUAUGAUCCUACCACUUCAUCUUGCUCAACUUUGGUGUGAACAGUUAGAAUUCAGAUAAGUAUGAUGAUAAGUGAUGCAUAAUGUAAAGAUACUUAGUACUAUUAGAGAUCUUAAGUUUUGAAUUACACUAUAAUUAAAUUAUUCAAUUUGUAAAGUUGGUUUGUUGAGAAUAAUAAAUAGAUACUAAAAUGUUUUGUGUGCC
Spinacia oleracea (spinach) is the source of this 1234-nucleotide messenger RNA. RefSeq names its product protein PHOSPHATE-INDUCED 1. NCBI's taxonomy places the organism in Eukaryota, Viridiplantae, Streptophyta, Magnoliopsida, Caryophyllales, Amaranthaceae. The transcript has a single exon. The record is from RefSeq and is a predicted model, not a curated record. The coding region runs from base 133 to 1071 and encodes 312 amino acids.